CUUAUUCGUCUUUAAAAUGUAGGCAAGAUUGAUUUUCUAAACUCUAUACCUUUUACCAGAUAUUGAUGAGUGUUUAAGCCCAGACCAUGGAUGUGAACAGACUUGCGAUAACACAGAUGGAUCAUAUGUUUGCAAUUGCACUAAUGGCUAUGCGUUGAAUGCUGACGGACGUACUUGCGAUGAUAUUGAUGAGUGUUUAGCUACAGAUCACGGUUGUGAAAAUGAGUGUGAGAACACUGAUGGAUCUUACGUCUGUAAAUGCAGGGCAGGAUAUGAGUUGGACAUUGAUGAACGUUCAUGUCGAGCGAAUGGCCAUCUUAAUAUUUUGCAGAUAUUGAUGAGUGUUCGAGUUCCACGUGAUGUAGAUGUGACAAAGUGUACUAACACCAUUGGUUCUUAUGUGUGCAACUGCAGUGUGGUAUACAGUUUGAAUGUCAAUGGCCUGGACUGUGAUGAUCUGGAUGAGUGUUUGCUGUCUAUUCAUCAAUGCGAUACGAACUGUGAGAACACCGAAGGUUCCUAUGUCUGUAGCUGUGGUGAAGGGUAUGAACUGGAUACAGAUGGAUAUACAUGCAUAGAUAUUGAUGAGUGUUUAGGAGCAGAUCACGACUGUGAAGAUAUCUGUGUGAACACAGUCGGAUCCUACACCUGCCACUGCAGGGAAGGCUAUGAGCUCAAUGAUGAUGAACGUACAUGCAGAGAUGUUGAUGAGUGCGCAAGACUCAUAGAUGAUUGUGAACACAACUGCAUGAACACAGAGGGGUUCUAUAUAUGUAGCUGUAGAGAUGGCUAUGCUCUGAAUGAAGAUGGUCUAACCUGCUCCGUGUCCUGUAGUGGUACAUUUACUGAUCUUCUGGGCUCCUUCCAAACACCAGACUGGCCUGGGAGCUACCCCAUUGAGGAUUUCACCUGUGUGUGGGAAAUUACCAUUGACAUCUCUGAAGCCUCUAUUAUGAUCCUGUUCCAAGAGCCUUACGGUGUCUUUGGUAGUGAGCCUUGUGAAACAGACUAUGUAGAGGUAUUCUAUGGAGUAGGGAGCAAUACUACCUCUGUUGCAAAGCACUGUGGUGUUAGUGUUCCUGACCGUAUUGUGGUGGAUGGUAAUGGAGCCACUGUUGUGUUUCGAGGGAGCACGCACUCCCAGAUGAACAGACCUGGAGUGUCCGUCGUGUACCGAGCA
Geodia barretti is the source of this 1180-nucleotide messenger RNA. NCBI's taxonomy places the organism in Eukaryota, Metazoa, Porifera, Demospongiae, Tetractinellida, Geodiidae. The record is from the annotation of a GenBank genome assembly.